Molecule: messenger RNA, 180 nt
Organism: Ilex paraguariensis (yerba mate)
Lineage: Eukaryota; Viridiplantae; Streptophyta; Magnoliopsida; Aquifoliales; Aquifoliaceae
Source: the annotation of a GenBank genome assembly
AUGAAGGAAGCAGAGGCAGCAGAGCAGUCGAAUAAGAAGAGACCUGGUGCUGCUCCUGGGGAUCGAUCCGGAGGAAGGCAAGACAAGGAGGUGGAAAGGGGAAGAAAGGAUCUGAUAAAAACAGAAAGCAUAGGGAAUUCAGGGAUUCCAGGUUUGGAUUUGGAGGCAGGAAAGGUUUAA